Molecule: messenger RNA, 913 nt
Organism: Chilo suppressalis (striped riceborer)
Lineage: Eukaryota; Metazoa; Arthropoda; Insecta; Lepidoptera; Crambidae
Source: the annotation of a GenBank genome assembly
CGCAGCUCUGCGGAGAUAGUGUAUUGGUGUUUUGUGUCGCUCUAGAUUGCUUACACAUAAUCCUAAAAUGUCAGACGAUUCUUUCUUCAACCCUCCCGUCUUGAUAGAAGAGGUAAAGAGACGUCCCGCUCUGUAUACCACGGACCAGCCAGUGGACAGAGAAGAGAGGUUGAUGUUGUGGAAGGAAAUAGGCGCUGCCAUAUACCCUGAAUGGGACAGUUACAACAAGGCCACAGCUUAUGAUAAAGUGCUUCAGUUGCAAAAGAAAUGGCGGUCCUUGCGCGACGCCUAUAACAGAGAGUUGCGCGCGCGCCAGACGGGCGAUCGCCGCGGCCGCCACAAGGUCUACAAGUAUUUCAAGAGGAUGAGCUUUCUCGGCGGAUUCAAUGGAUCCGUCAGCGAAGAGGACGACCAUAACAUGGCAGACAGUCACAGCAAUAAUGAGGACGCUAUCAUUUUGCUGGAGCGCGAGGACACGCCUGAGCCACCGAGACCUAGAAAGACCAGGAAGAGACAGCAGAGAACACGCUCCUCUGACAUACCAGCACCAGAAGAAAUGGAGCUGCCUCUGUUCUCAUUGGAAGCGCCCAAUGACAACGACGACAGCGACAAACUGUUCAUGUUGUCCUUCUUACCCGAGAUGAGGCAACUGCCCAGCAACCUGAAGAUGUGGGUGAGAGCGCAGAUAGCAAACGCUAUGCAGGAAGCAGUGUCGUGCCAUUACAAUAACACGCAACCCAGUUUGUGUAUGUCCAGCGAUAAGAACGGGCAAGAUAUAAAAAGGCAACGAUACGACAGUGGUGAUGAUUAGAAAUUUAGUUGAAAAUUUGCUCGAAGGACCAUAUAUGUAUAUAAGUUAAGUUUUCUCAUAGCUGUGAUUUUAGUUGUUGAAAUAAAUAAUAGAGUAUUGUUA